Molecule: messenger RNA, 2852 nt
Organism: Photinus pyralis (common eastern firefly)
Lineage: Eukaryota; Metazoa; Arthropoda; Insecta; Coleoptera; Lampyridae
Product: hyaluronan mediated motility receptor-like
Exons: 5
Coding region: 118-2571 (817 amino acids)
Molecular function (GO): hyaluronic acid binding
Source: RefSeq, a predicted model, not a curated record
CACUUUUGAAAAGAAUUUAAAAUUAUCCAGCUGUUGUAACGUAUUUUAGUUUAGUUUUAGUUUUGUUCGUUAAGUGUAAAAACUCAAAUCAUUUAAUAUAUUACAGUCAAUUACAUAAUGUCGUUUCCCAAAGCAAAAUUGCAACGUUUUAAUGAAGUACAAGGUUGUACACCAUCUCCUGCGGAUUACAAUGUGUCUUUAAAGAAUCAUGCCGGCCUUGCAACCAUCCCUAAAAGUGAACGAUUCACAGAUCUUCGUAGCCCGGCUUCGUCUGACCACAGUUUUGUCUCCAAUGGCCAUGCACCUAGUUUUAAAACGCCCAAUCCACCAAGAAAACAAAAGGUAGGAGCACCAAAUUCCAAUCGUAAAACGAAACCGGUCGAUCUUUUCGCAAUUACCGACGAUGCGGAAGCACUAAAAGAAAAGAUUGUAGAAUGCAAUAACAAAGAUCUGUUCAUUCAAGAAUUGACUGAACAUGUUGAAGAGCUAAAGCAAGACCUGAAUGAUCUUCAAAGUGUCAUCUCGAAACUGACGAAACGUAACAGUUCCCUCGAGUUGAACGUGGAAAAGUUAAGCGAUGAUCAUUCAAAGACCUUAACCGAGCUUACGAAAAAGCGCGAACUUGAGGUGGUUUUGGUCAAAAAGAAAGCGCUAGAGGUAAGUGGCAAGGUGGACGAGGUAAAGAAUAAAUUUGUUGCGUUAAAGGAGGAGAGUGUAGAAGAAUUGAGUAAUUUGUUAAAAUGUAUCGGUGUUCUUCAGAAUUUGUUAGAUUUGUUAAGAAAAAACACUCAAAUGAUAAUUGCGGAACAAACUGAGGAAUUGAUUCUGAAAAAUAAACAAAUAUACGAAUUUGAAAAGAGUAUAAGCCAGCUCAAAGCAUUACAUCUUCAGGAAAUUCAAACUCUGGAAAGUGAUAUGCUGAAGACUGUAAGUAAUAUGCAUAAUAUAAUCGACAAUGAAAAAGAAAAUGGAGAGAAACGGGUAAAUGAAGUAACAAAUGCGAAAGAACAAGAAAUUGGUACUUUGAAAGAGAAGUUUGACAAAGAACGGUUGAAGUUAAUUGAAGAUUACGAAAUGAAGAUUCAGCAAAUGAAAGAGAAUUUUAAAGAAGCGACAAUUUUGACAGAAAUCCAGACAAGAGAGAAAUGCGAAACCAUCGAAUCAAGUUGGAAAGCCAAAGUUGAGGAGGUGCAGCUUGAAGCAGAUGCCAUUUUGAAAGAGUGCCAGGCAAUUGCCGAAUAUAAUAUCAUCCAAAGUGAAAUAGAAAAAAACAAAGUAUCGUACGAACUAACCGAAGAGAAGAAGAAAGUUGAGGAAUUACGAGCUGAAAAUUUGGAAAUGAAGAGUAGUUGCGCCGUGGCGGAGACGAAAAGAAAAGAAAUCGAAACGCAGCUUAGCAAUGUUAUCAUCGAAUUAAAUACUAUAAGAGAAGAAUUAGGUAAAGAAAUUACAGAAUGCAAGGAGAAUGUUAGGGCAGCAACUAAGGAUAAGAAUUUAUACGAGUUAACAGUACAGAAAACACACAAGACUGUCGAAGCUUUAAAAAGGCGGCUUAUGAAGUCUGACCAGGAUGUAGAGCAGCUAAAAGCUGAACUUGAGGCUACCGAAGAGUCGAAACUUGAGGUUGAGGGCAAAUGCAACCAGCUAAUGCACGAAUUGGAAAUUGUCACAGACUUGUGCGAUAUUAUCGAAGAACAAAAUAAAAUGACGGUCGAUUUAGCCGAACAAAAAGUGCUUCAGUUGAAGGAGGAACUAUGUAACAAAAUUGAUGAUUUUAAAUCUAAAUCGAAAGCAGAAAUUAAGCUUAAGGAAGACGAGCUAAAUAAAGUAAAGAAAGAUUUAAGUGAAGCGAGGGAGUUACUUCAUGAUCAGAAUAUUUUAAACUGCAAGGCUCAAGAGUGGAUUUCCCUUUCGCAAGAUGAAAUCAAGCAAUGUGAAGUACUGGAGAAGAAGUUACUCGCGAGCGAGGAUAGUCGACAUAAUUUACUUAAGGAAAAUUCGAAGCUCAAAACUGUAAUUGAACUCAUGCAGGCUAGUGAAAACGAUUUGUUAAAACAAAUAAGUGAUCUUAAAAAUUGCGAACCCGAACCUGUGCCUCUGCCUGGAACUGAUGAUGACUUGAAGGAGAAAUACGGGAAACUCCUGGAGCAGUUAGAGUCUGUGGAAAAGGACAACGCUCAACUGCGCAUGCAGGUCGCCGAGCAAAACGCAUUAAUCGGUCCGUUCCGCGACAAUUUGAAAUCGUACGAAAUGGAGUACAACAUCUUGAUGAACGAAAAAGAGCACGCAGAGAAGGAGGCGCACGAGAUGGGCUUGAAAUACGUCGAAAUUCUGGGACAUCAAAAUCUGAAACAAAAAAUAAAACACCUGGUAGACCUUAAGAAGAAAAAUGCUAUUUUAACUGAGGAGAAACAAAAACUUGAAGUUAAAUUACGAAAUCAAGCUCGCACCAUUGAAAACUUGAAAUCACAGGUAUCAACGCCAAAGAAAUCGUCGAAGAAAGACAAGGAAAACUUGGAUCAUUCAAGCGGUCGUAUUGAGAGUCCAGGUCCAUUGAGAGAUCGCAACUGAACCAAAUCUGUUAUGUGGAUGAAACCAAAUUUUAAAUUUGCAAACUGUGACUCGAUUUUGUUUUUAUUUCUUUGUUUAAUUAUUGCAACAUUCACUAGGAUGUAGGAAAUCAGUUAAUGUUUGCCCAUAUCUGUACAAACGGUAAUUUUUGCCAAAUGAAUAAGGCUGAUCUUGAAUAAAACUAAGCUACUUUUAUAUUACUUUUAUUUAUUGAUAGUUAUUAUGAUACACAAAAUUUGGUGGACGAGGAAUAUACAUUACAAAUAAAAUGAUUCACAGAA